Messenger RNA from Drosophila melanogaster (fruit fly), 1652 nucleotides. It is a transcript of the gene slf, whose product is annotated as schlaff. NCBI's taxonomy places the organism in Eukaryota, Metazoa, Arthropoda, Insecta, Diptera, Drosophilidae. Gene Ontology annotation, molecular function: carbohydrate binding. The coding region runs from base 481 to 1176 and encodes 231 amino acids. The transcript has 3 exons. The record is from RefSeq and is marked reviewed.
UUUUGUUUUCGUUUGCGUCUGGUCUCGUCUGGUUGUCUGCUUGGACAAUUCGGCGACUACAGUAUAGAAACCGUGCUGUGCAGUGUUAUUCCAAAUAGCAAGCAAAGGUAAGCAGCAGCGCUCCGCGUCCAAGGAUAUAAAGUGUGCUCUAUUACUAUGCCAUAUGCGAUAUGUGUGUGUGCGGACAAUCGAAGGACUAACCAAAGUGCAAACUCAUAUUGUGUUCGAAAAAAAAACAUAAAAACAAUCAUAAAUUGUACAAUAAAUUGAGUGCUGUGCGCUGUUCAAGGAUAUGGAAACCUGAAACAUCCGAAAUCCAACGGAAAAAAUUAAAAAAAAAAGUACCGCUCAGAACUGGCAAGACCUGAAUGAAUGAGAACUAAAGCUAGUGGAAACGAGUUCGUUGCCCAAGUCUUUCGUUUGAGACCGCUGACUGAAAAAGUUCGCUUCUCGAGUCUCUCGCUUGAGAACUUAGAAAAGAUGAAAGUCACCCUGGCAAUAGCGACUUUCUGCGUGGUGAUGGCCUGCAGCCAUGCGGCCAGAACCACAACGACAACAGCGACCAAGCCGGGUCGCUUCCUCUCACUGCCCGUGCCCGCCAAGUGCGCUAGCCGUCCCAAGGAGUUCUCCUACCGCGGCAAAAACAUGUUCCUAACCACCCACGUGCCCGCGCUGGCCAACAAGAAGGUCGAUUGGUUGGAUGGUCGCAAUCUGUGCCGCGAGUACUGCAUGGAUCUGGUCGCCCUGGAGACUCAGGAGAAGAACAAUCUGAUCUUCCGCGUGAUCCAGCAGAACGAUGUGCCGUACAUCUGGACGGCCGGACGUAUCUGUGACUUUGCUGGCUGCGAGAAUCGUCCAGAUUUGGAGCCCAAGACCGUCUAUGGAUGGUUCUGGUCCGCAACCCGCGAGAAGAUCCAGGCCACCAACCGCAUCCCACAGGGCUGGGGCUACAACCCAUGGUCGCAGACUGGCCACAAGAAGCGCCCGCAGCCGGACAACGCCGAAUACGACAUCAACCAGACCAAGGAGCAGUGCCUGUCCGUGUUGAACAACGUGUACAACGAUGGCAUCGCCUGGCACGACGUGGCCUGCUACCACGAGAAGCCCGUCAUCUGUGAGGACAACGAGGAGCUGCUGCGCUAUGUGGCGGCCACGAAUCCCGGCAUCCGUCUAUAGAGCGGCUCGCUGGGCGUUCGCUGUUUGCCUAAUUUUAAAGCUACUUAUUAUAAUAUUCCUUAAACGAGUUUUUGUAUAAUUUUUGUUUGUAUGUGUACGACGAAAACGGAAGAAAGCAAGACAAAUAGACUUUAGAAUUUACAAUUUCCGAUCCUACAAACACCACAAAACCACCCACCCACCAAAUCCACAAUACUGCUUUCAUCACACCUUAGCACCCAGCACUUAGUCUCACUUCUCCUUCCUCCCUACCUUCGAAACUGCCAAUUUUACGCGUAGAAUUCUAUUCCGUUGUAAACAGUUGAGUCGUUUUCAGAUCGCACCUUAAAUAUUUAUAGGCAAUCCUAAAUUGCAAGUGUUUCGCUCUGACCCACUGUCUGUCAUUCAAGCAAGAAAUUCGGAAUCUCUUUAGUAUUUUGUUUGAGACACUCAUGUUUUGUCCACAAAGAGAUUGAAUAAAAUUUUGUAAAGAUCCC